AAUUUCAAAGAGAGUGAUUCUUUAUUUAAAAAAAUGCGAAUAAAAGACCGGCUUAAGUUUUUGUUGUUUAUUAACAUAAUAUUUAUUUGUUUAUUAAAUGAUAACGUGAGCGUAGCUAAAAAUAUUAAUAAGGCUUAUUUGAUUGAAGAACAAAAAUUUUUAACUUGGCAGAAUGCAUUGGACUAUUGUAAAAAUAUGAGCAUGACUCUAUUUAAAAUCGAAAACUAUGAUGAAUUUGAGUAUUUAAAAUCGAUUAUAAAGGCCAAAUAUGGUCGUAUUUUCCCCUACUGGUUGGGUGCCUAUAAAAUAAAUGGUAUUUUCAAAUGGGUUGAGACGGGAGAAAAUGUUAAAUUAUUCUUAUGGCAUGCUGGUGAACCAAAUGAUAAAAGUGGUCAUGAAAAGUGCAUACACACCUGGGAGGAGGAUUUCGAUUGGAAUGAUAAUGAUUGUGAAAGGGAAUUGCCAUUUAUAUGUGAAUUAAAAGAUUGAAAACAAGUAUUAUAGGAACAAUUUAAUAUAUAGAAUAUAUCGAUCAUUUAUUAAUAGACUGACCUGACUCAAAACAGAAAAAAGCUAAAUUUAUAAAUAAGUCUUGGUGUUUGGAAAAAAUUAAACCAGUUUUUAAUAAUAGAGUUUAAUAUGUGUCUCAUCUAAAUUUAAAUUGAAUAUCAUUAUACCCUGCAUCACUAUUGUGGGGUGGAUAUUAUGCGCUUGUGCUGAUGUUUGUAUCACGUCCUGCACCCACUUAAAUUAUAUCAAUCGACUCAGACUUUCACUUUCUGAGUAGAUUUCGCUAUGUCCGUCUAUCCGUCCGUCUGUCUGUCCAUCCAUACAUCCGUCCGUCUGUGUGUCCAUGUAAACGUUGUGCGCACGCCGCAGGUCCCAAAUUUUAAUUUGAUGAAAUUUGUCACAAACUCAUCUUUUGACUCAAGGACAAAGCUUAAGUUUUAAACCUUUAACAACAAAAUCCCUCUUACACCGGCAAUAAUAUUAUAUUUAACUGCAAAAUAGUUCAAGAUGUCUUAUAGUAAAUGAUAACGUUAUUAUUAGAAAUUAAUUAUUACAAAAAAUAAACAUUAUUUUGACAUAA
Messenger RNA from Lucilia sericata (common green bottle fly), 1090 nucleotides. RefSeq names its product lectin subunit alpha-like. NCBI's taxonomy places the organism in Eukaryota, Metazoa, Arthropoda, Insecta, Diptera, Calliphoridae. The transcript is spliced from 3 exons. Bases 34 to 489 code for a protein of 151 amino acids. Gene Ontology annotation, molecular function: signaling receptor activity. The record is from RefSeq and is a predicted model, not a curated record.